CAGGAAUUCCGGGUAUAUCGCCGCCGGUGACAGCCUCCCCCCCUCACUCCUCCUCCCUCCCCCUCCUCCCCGAUGGGGUAACACCGACCAUGACCCGCGUCUGGCGUUACAGAUCCGUUGCUAAGCGACGAGCGGCUAUCAACUAAACCGGCCGCGAGGCCUCUCGUUCGCCUGAGACUUCGCAGGAGGAAGCGGAGGAAGCCCCGAUGCUCCGAGUUGGACCGGUGCCCACUUUCUCCACUCGGAACUACUCAUCAUCUUGACUCUGCGAGGAGUUUUAUAGUAAUUCACGACGAAGAGAAAAAACGGUGAUGGAUUGGUUCGGGUUGCUGGCUCUGGACGAGCUGUCCCACGGACUGGCAAACUUGUCCAUGUUUCCGUACUUUGACGUGGCGCACUACGUCGUGUCCAUCAUGGCCCUGAGGGAGCAGCCAGGUGCCCUGGAGGUCUCCAGAGUCAGCCCCUUAGCCUGCUGGUUCAGCUCCAUGCUCUUCUGCUUCGGCGGCGCCGUGCUGUCCGCCAUCAUGCUGGCCGAGCCAGCCGUUGCGCCUUUGUCCAACAGCACCAGUGUUCUGCUCGCGUCGAUCACCUGGUACCUAGUGUUCUAUUGCCCCGUGGACCUGGUGUACUGUUGUGCGGCCCUGCUGCCCCUCCGGCUGGUGCUGUCAGGCAUGAAGGAGGUGACCAGGACGUGGAAGGUGCUUGGCGGGGUCACCCAGGCACACGGCAAAUACAAAGACAGUCUGCUGGUUAUGAUUGCCAUCGGGUGGGCUAAAGGUGCCGGCGGUGGUCUGAUAAGCAACUUUGAGCAGCUGGUCCGAGGUGUAUGGAAACCAGAGACGAAUGAGUUCCUAAAAAUGUCUUACCCCACCAAGAUCACCCUGAUAGGAGCGGUGCUGUUUGCUCUGCAGCAGACCCACUACCUGCCCGUCAAGACACACCACCUGAUGCUGGUCUACACCGUCUUCACCGUCGUCAACAAGGCCAGGAUGAUGCUGACGGGCUCCUCCGCCUCACCGUUUGCCGUCGUCGAGUCGGCCAUCUACAAGACCCUGUUCACUGGCCACUCCCCUUAUGCCGCCCUCGCCGUGGAGGUAAAAAGAGCGUGCAUCGAUCGCGGCGCAACAAACGGGACGACCCCCGCCGGCGCCAAAGAGGUCGGUGGGAACGGGGCGGUCGAGGGACAAAGCGGAUCCCUCAAAGCCAAAGAGGAGUCAGAGAAGAAGAUAAACUAGUCGCCGCCGGAGCGCCUCCCCACCUCGGCGCAGGGUUGUGAAGUCAUUUCUAAUUCAGAUCCGUCGCGUCAUUACCUAAAUGUUGCAUGUUUUUUUGUCCCGUCCCAAAAAUAUUUCUCUUUAUUUGGAAUGCAAUUGAAAUCUGACUGCUGAAAUACUAGCUGACUCCGACCCGUCCUGCACCUUAUUAUGGGAUAAUCACCACGUCCUUAAACUACUGUGAUAUUUAUGCUGUUGGAAGUGAACAUCACAAAUCCUCUGGCUGAUUACACACUUGUAGUACAACGUGUUGCUUAAUUUUGAACAUAUUUAGUGAAAGUGUUAAUUGUGUUUUGGGAACAGUGCUGUGCACCUGCUGAUAUAUUAAUAUCUACGUAUCUUUUUUCUGCUUCAUGUAAAUGCUAUAUUUCCUAUUCUGAAAUGCUUGAAAACAUUUUGUUAAAGAGAUUAUAUUCUAUAAAACUCAGAUAUUUUAUUCUUUUUAUACUGAACACACUGCACUCUUCAAUAAACAUUUAAAAAAUAGAAGACAAUUUUCAUUGUAUUCUGUUUCUAUGGUGAAUGCUUUGAAUUACGCUUGAAAGCAUGAGAAUAAACGGGUUUAAUCAACUA
Molecule: messenger RNA, 1847 nt
Organism: Gasterosteus aculeatus aculeatus (three-spined stickleback)
Lineage: Eukaryota; Metazoa; Chordata; Actinopteri; Perciformes; Gasterosteidae
Gene: tmem38b
Product: transmembrane protein 38B
Biological process (GO): potassium ion transmembrane transport
Cellular component (GO): membrane
Molecular function (GO): potassium channel activity; identical protein binding
Source: RefSeq, a predicted model, not a curated record